Protopterus annectens (West African lungfish) is the source of this 931-nucleotide messenger RNA. Its product is annotated as SOSS complex subunit B2-like. Gene Ontology annotation, biological process: response to ionizing radiation; mitotic cell cycle checkpoint signaling; double-strand break repair via homologous recombination. Bases 22 to 681 code for a protein of 219 amino acids. The transcript has a single exon. Gene Ontology annotation, cellular component: SOSS complex. The record is from RefSeq and is a predicted model, not a curated record. Gene Ontology annotation, molecular function: DNA binding. Lineage: Eukaryota; Metazoa; Chordata; Ceratodontiformes; Protopteridae.
UUUGUCCUGUUUUUCUAACUUAUGUACCUCGAGAUGAACGGUGCGAACGAUUCAUGUGUCUGUGUUAAAGACAUUAAGCCUGGACUGAAAAAUUUAAAUGUCGUCUUUAUUCUGGAAAUUGGUCGUGUUACUAAAACAAAAGAUGGACAUGAAGUGAGAGCGUGCAAAGUGGCAGACAAGACCGGCAGUAUCACGAUCUCGGUUUGGGACGAAAUGGGAAGUUUAAUACAGCCAGGGGACAUCAUCCGUUUGACAAAGGGGUAUGUUUCUAUGUGGAAAGGCUGCUUAACACUUUAUACAGGAAGGGGAGGUGAUCUUCAGAAAAUUGGGGAGUUCUGUAUGGUAUUUUCUGAAGUGCCAAACUUUAGUGAACCCAGCCCCGAGUUGAUCAACCAGUGUGUCCAGCAAAACAAAGUUCCACAGGGUGAACAGAGAAGCAACUCUCCUCCAGCAGGUACAGUUCCUCAGACUGGUAAUGGAAAUGGUACACAGAACACUGGAAAUAAUGGACCUCCUAACAAUCAUUCCCAACAAGAGAACUCUUACUCUGAUCUUACAAGAGUAAAUGGCCGUGGUCCACUAAAUCGUGUUAAACCAGGGCCAAAUGUUACAAACCCCUCACAGCAGUCUGUGGCAACAAUUAACAAUGGCAGGGAUCCACGACGAGUAUCCAGAAGAUGACCUUCACCCUUGACCACCUUUAUGAAACUACAAGCCUACUUGAAUAUAAUUGCACUUUUAAUUUAUAACAGACUGAAAGUUGACUGAAAGCAUUUUUAUGUGGGUAUUUUCUUGCAGCUGGGUGGUUGCAAUUGCAUUUGUUAAGUUCUUUCAUUUGACAGCUCAGUUUUCUCGUAGCAGAGUUGCUACUGCAGGAGUCCAGUUAAGCGGUUGAUCAGAGAUAAUAAAGAAAAAAGGAAACUAAAAAAAA